CUUUAGGAUCCCACUGCUUACCGUUAUCAAAUUGACCCUCCACGUGGUAUGUGUUGUUGACACAGAUGAAGACCAGGAAAACCUCUGAUAAGGGACUGCUUUAAAUGUGGAAUCUGAGAAGAAUUUCUCACAUUUACACAUCAGCAGAGAGAAUAACCAGUUGAAAUGAUGCAUCUGCAGUUUGCGAUACUGACUUUGGCCAUCGCUACCACAACAGCAUUUCCACUCGAUCAUGAAACCAGUCGAGAAGCACCAUGGAGUUUACAGAAAGACAAUCAAGCAUUUGACAAGAAAGCCUUUGCCAAAGAUUCAAACAGUGGAAUGUGGAAAAACCAUGUUGUGAGCAGUGACCUUUACUCCCAGGACUCCUACAACCCCAUGGCUGCUGAACUCCGACACAAGCUGAGUAUGGAGUCUGAACGGCUAAGAGCUCGUCUAAAGCAGGAGCUCGCUGAGCUGAGGGAGAGACUCUCACCUUACCCCAGUCACCCAAAACACACCCUGGCCAAUGUCCGAGAGUUCCUAGCCCCUUUUACAAAGCAACUUCAGACUGCUCUCCAGUCCAACACCCAGGAACUCUGUGAGAAACUCAAUUUGAACUUCCAGGACCUGAACCCAGAUGAAGCAACACUCUACCAGGAGGCUGUGCAGAAGGUCACUCAAGCACUGGAUGAAAGCCACCAGAAAAGGACUGCAGCUUUUGACGAGUUUAAAACAAAAGCCUUUGAAGCUGUAGAGGAGGAAAAGGACAGUAGUGGAAAGGAACUCUGGGAGGAAGUGGCUGCCAGGCUUGGACAGGAAGUGUGUACCUUCAGUUUGGAGGUGCAAGGCAAGGUGGCGGCACUGAAAAUAACUUUGGUGGGCCAUCUUGCGUCAAUACAGCCUCCAAGGGAUGUGAUGGCUUCAAAAGUGGACCAGUUCUGCCAGAAUUCUUCAGCACAGAAUCAACAGUUUAUUUCAAAUUUAGACCAACAGAUAAUCACUCUACAAGAAAAUCAGAAUAAUGGCGAGUCAUCUGGCUUUCAUCAGACAAACAUAGAGUCCAUACAGGAGGAUUUCUCUAUUAGACUUACUGCCCUUUUACAAGACAUUGUACACACUCUAAAUUAAUUAAGAAAACCUCUCCAUUCUUAUCCUUUUCUAGAAUUACAACUGUAAUGUAAAUAGUAGCUCAUGCAAUGCUUGGAUUGUAUAUUGUAAACUGUAACUUUUGUAGAACACUCUUUGUACAUGUAUGUAAAGUUUUCAAAGAUCAUCUUAAAAGCAAUUGAUCUGUCAAUGGAAAGAGACAACCAAGAACCUUUCAUCUAAUGCAGGUUUCUUGAAAAUGUGUGUUGUACUGUAUAUGUUGUUUCAUAAACAAUUUGAAAGCAUGUAAAUAAAGAUAUAUUUGUACAGAUGUUGAAAUGAUUAUACUGUAUGUUGUCCGUUCAACUUUGCCUCAACCAGACUAAUAAAGAAUAUUAA
This is a messenger RNA of Xyrauchen texanus (razorback sucker), 1467 nucleotides long. RefSeq names its product apolipoprotein A-IV-like. The record is from RefSeq and is a predicted model, not a curated record. The coding region runs from base 166 to 1110 and encodes 314 amino acids. The transcript has 4 exons. NCBI's taxonomy places the organism in Eukaryota, Metazoa, Chordata, Actinopteri, Cypriniformes, Catostomidae.